AUGCGAAUAAAUCCGCGAGGAAUUCCCAAUCAACAACUCAUUUAUCUUGCCAAUUGGCCCAUCGAGGAGCUCCUCGCCGAUGCUCGAAAGUGUGCCAUUUGGCUGUGUGUCACGUAACCUCGCUCACCGUUUUUCCCUCAACGUUUUGUUUUGGUUUUGAAAAAUGGAUUUCAGAAUGAUAACCACCCUGCUUUGCCUAUCAUUGGCCACCUUGGCAUCGUGCCAGGGAAACGCCGCCGAUCCGAAAGAGACCAAUUACAAGAAGUUCAUCGGAGAGCAGGACUACGUGAGUACGGGGGAGAGUUCUUGAACAUUGGGUCAUCUUCAGAAGCUUCCGUUCAAGACCCGCGUCAGUGAGCCACUGGCCGUCGGACAGACCAUCCACGCAGUCGGAACCCUCUCGGACAAGCCCACCAGAGUCGACUUCAACUUCCACAAGGGAUCCGGCAAGGAGGCCGACCUCCCACUCCACUUCUCCAUCCGUUUCAACGAAGGUAUCCAAAAAAUCCAGUGAGCGGUUCGAUUGAAACCGUCAUUUAGGACUUCUUGGAAGCGGAAAGCUCAUCUAUAACACUUUCGAGAACGGAAACUGGUCGGAGAACGAGCAGAGAAUCAGCAAUCCGUUCAAGGCCGGACAAGAGUUCGACCUGCGCGUUCGCAUCCUCGAGGGCAAGUUCCAGGUUUUCGCCAACCGUGCCGAGAUCGGAGUCUUCACCCAACGCCUCCCACUCGACGGAGUGAGUUGGACAAUGAAUAACUUUUGAGCGUGGGCGUUUCACAUUCAGAUCGACCACGUCUCGAUCCGCGGAGAUCUGUCGAAGCUCCGUCUCUUCCACUACGGCGGCAGAAUCUUCCCGAACCCGUACAUGGCGGUCGCCGGACUCACUCCCGGAAAGAGACUCGACAUUUCCGCUCUGCCGAAGGGUAAGGACCCUGAAUCUGACGAUAUCGAUAAUAAUAAGUGCAUUUAAGGAAAGAGAGUCAACAUCAACCUGUACCGUGAGAACAAGGAGUACGCCCUUCAGGUCUCGAUCCGCUACAACGAGGGAGCCGUCGUCAGAAAUGCGAUGACGAGCAACGUGUGGGGCAAGGAAGAGAGAGACGGAAAGCUGACUUUGGACAAGAAGCAAGUCUUCGACAUCACCAUCAUCAACGAGGAGUUCUCCUUCCAAAUCUUCCUCAACAACCAGAGAUUCACCACUUUCGCUCACCGCGGCUCUCCGUCCGACAUCAAGACUCUCGAGAUCGACGGAGACGUCGAAAUCCAGACGGUCACCAUCAACGACGCUCCGGGAGUCUAA
Caenorhabditis sp. 36 PRJEB53466 is the source of this 1301-nucleotide messenger RNA. The record is from the annotation of a GenBank genome assembly. NCBI's taxonomy places the organism in Eukaryota, Metazoa, Nematoda, Chromadorea, Rhabditida, Rhabditidae.